Messenger RNA from Varanus komodoensis (Komodo dragon), 2218 nucleotides. It is a transcript of the gene LYVE1, whose product is annotated as lymphatic vessel endothelial hyaluronan receptor 1. Gene Ontology annotation, biological process: cell adhesion. NCBI's taxonomy places the organism in Eukaryota, Metazoa, Chordata, Lepidosauria, Squamata, Varanidae. The transcript has 6 exons. The record is from RefSeq and is a predicted model, not a curated record. Gene Ontology annotation, molecular function: hyaluronic acid binding; transmembrane signaling receptor activity. The coding region runs from base 140 to 1066 and encodes 308 amino acids. Gene Ontology annotation, cellular component: plasma membrane.
UCAUGCCUGUCUGUGAAAUAAGCACUGGCCGUGCAGCAGCUGUCAAGGAAGGACCUUACUUGGAGCUCACAAGGUGCAGCCACGCAUCACAGUGCAUUAUCAACACACUGGUGGGGUGAGACACAACAUCUUAUUGACAAUGGCAUCCCAUUUUGGAGUUACCCUCCUUUUCUUCUCAGUCUGGAUUGUGGGGUUCACAAUACAGGACACUUUUGAUUUGACAGAUAUUGUCACUUCAAGCUGCAGGAUUGGUGGCAUAAGUCAUGUUCAGGAUAGGAAAAAACGUAAUUUUGAUUUCACGGAAGCAGAAGCAAUUUGCAGGCAGCUGGGACUAAGAAUAGCAACUAAACCUGAGAUUGAACAUGCUAGAAGUCAUGGCUUUGAGACCUGCAGUUUUGGCUGGGUAGCAGAGCGAUAUACGGUCAUUUCUCGCAUUGUUCCAAAUACAAAAUGUGGUCAGAAUAAAACUGGAGUGGCCACCUGGAGACAAGACGCAAAAAGGAAAUUUGGUGUUUACUGUUUCAAUUCUUCAGACAUAUGGAAAAAUUCCUGUAUACCAGAAGUAAGUACAGUUACAAUAUCAGAGAGUUCCACAGCGAUGAAUUCUACUCCAGCCAUCACAUCUCAAGACACUUCAGCAAUAGUUCAAACAUCAGAGGCACCACAAACCAAGCCACUACAGAAGUUAUAUCGUCUUAUAUGUGUAACAGAAAUUUUAACACCAGGACCAACUACUAUGGAGGAAAUACUAUUUGCCACUGACAAACACACUGCUUUUAAAAAUGAUGGUGUCCUGUUUGGAGCUGUUCCAACUGUUCUUCUUGUGCUUGCCCUCAUUUUCUUUGCAGCCGCAGUUGUAUUAGCCAUCUGCUAUAUCAAAAAAUACAAGAAAACAUUUCCAUUUUCCAACAAGGAGGAGAAGAAAGAAGAAAUUGAAACCAAGAAUAUCAAAGAAACAAAGACAAGCAGCAAAACACUAGAACAGGAAUCAAAGAAUGGGAAAAAGUCAGAAGAGCCUCAAGUCAAACAUGAACCAACAGUAAAAUGUUUGGAAGCAGAAGUUUAAGAAAGGUCAUCCAAAUGGACAGUUCUUAGAUCAAUAAAUGGCAGGAAUUAGCAAAUACUUUAUAAAUGGAUAACUGUAAAUACUGCCAGUCAGUAUAAUAUCUUUUUAUGCAAACAGUUUGUAUGUUAUGCAUAUUAGAUAUACUUUAUCAUGCUAUGAUAUGCUACUUUCUCAGGCAGAACUAUUUUUAGUACAGUAACACCAGUACAGAUUUUCAAGUGAGUUUAGUGUGGAUAAUAAAUACCAGGUAUUAGCCUCAAAUUGGCCCCAGUUGUGUCAAGAUACACUUUAAGCAAAAAACAAAAACAAAAAAACCCCUCUGGUUCAAAUAACAGGUCAUUUCCCCCCUCAUAAAGAAUUGCAUAAGGAAACUUCUAUAAGUGAACUAGGUGAUACAGUGAAAGAAUGCCCAAAUAUUUUAUUGACUGUGGUAGGUGUGCACUCGCUUGCUCUUCUCCUCCUCCCCCUGCUAUACAAACACAUAUGCUGCUCCAGUUGUAGAAAGGUGGUCUCCUUUUGCUGUCUGCUUCAUCAUAGAAUUCCAAAACUGAAAUUCUUAUGAAGAGGAUAGGGAAAUACUUGAUUUACACGGACGUAUAAUAAUACCACAACUGCAAAUGAUUCUAGCCAAACUUCUUGGGAAAAUAAUCCUAAACAAUCUUCUAAAGAUCUUACUUUGGGGAAGUUUAUAAUUCCACUUCUCGAGAUUUAUUCAGAAAUAUUUUUUUAAAGCCCACAAAUCACAGACCAUCAACUGUAAAUUAGAGGCAAAAUAUAAAAAUCAGGAUCAUAAAAUCUGUCCCUUAUAUUGUCAUAUUGUCAAACAGUCACUUUUAUAUCUACUAGGCAGACAACAAACAGUGCAGUGCUAAGUGUAUUUACUCCGAAUGAUGUUUCAUUGUAUUUAAUGGAGAUUACUCUCUGGUGUGUGUAGGAUUACAGCACAAGAUCUCAUUAUCAUAAUCAGUGAUUUUAUUUAUUAAUAUUGCAUUGAAAUAAAGUACAAGCUACAUAGUUAUUUCUAUACUAUUGCCAGGUAGUUAUGCUUGGAUGUAAUAUUUUUAAAUAACAAAUCAGAUUACAAUUGUUAUGAAAGGUUUUCAUACUGAUUUUGCAAUGAUUAACUUAAUAAAAAUACCAGUAAUAUAUUGA